GCAUCGGAACCCGGAAGUGCGGGCGCCGAGAGGAGAGCGGCCCGGCGGCCCCGCGAUGGCUCAGGAGCCGGGCUUGGGGUCUCCCGCCCCUCCGGGUUCUCAGACGCUUCUGGACGCUCUGCUCCGGAACCUCUACGACUUCGGAGAGACAGAAGAUGAGGCAGAACAGAGAAGGAUCAGAAAGAAGAGAGAAAACAAGAAGAGAGAUGUAGGGACUUCAGGGGCCUUGGUGGCAGACCCGGCUCCCCUACCCGGGUCUCUUGUGAGAAGCCAAAGGAAGACGGCCUCCAGCUUCUUCAGGGAACUCAGGGAAGAGCUGCGGGGUCCUCCUGCCGUGACCCCCACCAGCUCUGCCUCAGGACCAGAUGUCCCCAGUGCUGCGGCCUCUCCCUCAACUCCGAAGAACAGCAGGGACCAAGUACAAGUGAUAGAAUUUCACAGCAGAAGUAAAAAAAGGAAAGAGCAGCCAGAUCCAAAUGAGAACACACAGACGAAAACUAAUAUCCUUGAAAAAGAUGUGGAGAGACAAGAAUUUAACUUAGAGAAGGCUCGCUUGGAAGUGCACCGGUUCGGGAUCAGGGGUUACGGAAAAGGAAAGGAAAGAGUCCUGGAGCAGGAACGUGCCAUAAUGCUGGGCGCUAAGCCUCCCAAAAAUAGUUACGUGAAUUACAAGGUCCUGCAGGAGCAAAUCAAAGAAAAAAAGGUGGCAAAAGAAGAAGAAAAGAGAAUGGCCCAGGACACAGAUAUUUUCAAGAAAAAGAAGAGGAAAGGGCAGGAAGACAGGAAAACCAAAAAGAAGAAAUCAGCUCCCAGCAUUUUGUCAAGUGGACGGAUUGGGCAGGUUGGAAAAUUCAAAAAUGGGACACUGAUUCUGAGCCAGGUUGACAUCAAGAAAAUAAACUCCUCCCGGGUGGCUAAGUGAAGUACUCCAUGAUGGAGAGAGAGGAACGUUGUACUGGAACGUGACCCCUGCGAGACUUCCAGAUUAUUCUUAUUUAUUUCAUAUUUUAUAGACUGCUUUUCUAUCUUAGGGGAAAAAAACGUCAAACAGAAAUAAUGAAAUUCGCAGACGUGAGGUGCGUGUUUUGUGGUGAUGGGUGCGCGGCGGGCAGGGCUGAUUGCACUGUGCCUAUCAAGCCAGCCUGUUGAAAAGGAUGUCUGAUUUUCUCCAGCGAGAUUGACGCUAGAUUUGCUUUCACUGGGGUUUUGUACCUCUGCACUGUGAUGACUUUUCAUAAACGUAAUGAUUUACUGAUUUGUAAAUGCUAAUAAUUAGCAUUAAAUUGCCUUUUUAAAUUUCCUAAAACUGGUUUCCUGUCACUGUGUCAUGAAAGAACCAUGUGUGAUCAUUGUCAGUUGUUUUUGUGGGAAAAGCGGUUCUGAUUUUUAGCCUCUACCAUGUGUAUGAAAUCUUGGUUAGACGGUGUGUGGAUAGAACAUGGCUUUUGUGGUGUAUGUGACUGUGACAUCACACGGCAGCGAUUGUGACCGUACCUGGGUGUCAGCCAAUGUCCUCUCCUUCAGAAUAAUCACUGCGGGCGGCUAACCAUGUUUUUAAAAUUAUAUUGCACUCACUGAAAGUGUCUGGAACUUCUCAAAGCUUGUGACACAUUAAAAAAACUCUUCAAUGAUAGUAA
Molecule: messenger RNA, 1637 nt
Organism: Suricata suricatta (meerkat)
Lineage: Eukaryota; Metazoa; Chordata; Mammalia; Carnivora; Herpestidae
Gene: FSAF1
Product: chromosome 2 C1orf131 homolog
Exons: 7
Coding region: 56-922 (288 amino acids)
Source: RefSeq, a predicted model, not a curated record